CUUACAAACACUGCAAGCUAACUGUUACCUAUUAGCCUGCUGCUGCAGCAGUAGUUGCAUAAUUUUCUAUAAACAAAUUGCAUAAUGCUCCAUUUAGUUCGCCCCGUCUGUGAUUGGUUGUCUUCUUUUAUUUCCCUUCCCUCUCGACUUCGAAGGUCUGCUCUUUUGGCUGAUCAGGAAACUCGGAAAACAAGCGAAUGCAUUCGCGACUAUAGCGAGAGUACGUUUUCUCUCUUUUCCGUCAAGUGUGUCCUUCCCAGGACAUCUGUAACCAGGAAGUAAAGUCUCUGGGGCGGCUGUAACUCACAAUGCGUUCUUUAGGAUCAGGACUUUAAAUGCAAAACGGAUCGUGUCAUGAUUGACGUCGUAGCUCGGUGAACUUGGUCAUGUUGAGGCAUUACGUGAAAGUCGUGCUGAUAUGACAUGUGCUUACUUCAGCUCAGGAUGAGUAAAGAAUUGGAGGAGCUUUCUCCCCUGGACGACUCGGGACACGGUGAUGGCUCUGAGGAAGAAACAGAGGAGGAUGAUGAGCCCAAAAUUUGUCAAGUAUGCGGCGACAAAUCCACAGGCUACCACUUUAACGCCAUGACCUGUGAGGGCUGCAAGGGCUUUUUCAGGCGCGCCAUGAAGCGCCCCGCACAGCUCUGUUGCCCGUUUCAGAACGCCUGCGUCAUCACUAAGAGCAACAGGAGACAGUGCCAGUCCUGCAGACUCCAGAAAUGCCUCUCAAUCGGCAUGAAGAGGGAACUGAUCAUGUCGGAUGAGGCCGUGGAGAAGCGGAGGAUGCAGAUCAGGAGGAAGAGGAUGCAGGAGGAGCCUGUAACGCUCUCCUCUCAACAGGAAACUGUCAUACAGGAGCUGCUCACUGCACAUCACAAGACCUUCGACAUGACUUGCACCAACUUUAUUCAGUUCCGGCCGUUAGAUCGCGAUCAGAAAUCCAUUUCUGAGGAUGGUCUAGAACCACCACACAGUGGCAGGGUCUUUCACGCAGCCAUGCACAAAACACUGUCUGAAGAUGCACUGCCACAGAACAUCAGCUUUUCCUCGCCCUCGACCCCUUCCUCCAGCUUUCAGAGUCCUCAGAGUAAAGAGCGGAAGCAACAUAAAAGUGUCAUUUUCACUACUCUGCCACAUUUUACAGACCUCACCACGCACAUGAUCAAGAAUAUAAUCAACUUCAGUAAAACACUCGCAAUGUUCAGAGCUCUGAUCAUAGAGGACCAGAUCGCGCUGCUGAAAGGCGCCACCUUUGAGAUCAUUCUGAUCCACUUCAACAUGUUCUUUAAUGAGGUGACGGGCAUCUGGGAGUGCGGCCCGCUGCAGUACUGCCUGGAUGACGCCAUGAGAGCUGGCUUCCAGCGCCAUCUGCUGGACCAUAUGAUGAAUUUCCAUUACGCUCUGCGCAAGCUACACUUACAUGAAGAGGAGUAUGUGCUGAUGCAGGCCAUCUCGCUCUUCUCCCCAGAUCGCCCCGGCGUGACACAUCACAGCAUCAUCGACCGCAACCAGGAAAUAGUAGCACUCACCCUGAAGACCUACAUUGAGGCCAAGCGGUCCGAGCCAAAUAAACAUCUGCUGUACCCAAAGAUCAUGGCGUGCCUGACCGAGAUGAGGAGCAUGAAUGAAGAGUAUACAAAACAAGUGCUGAAAAUCCAGGACAUUCAGCCUGAUGUGUCUCCGCUUUUACUGGAAAUAAUAAGCAAAGACAGCUAAGCCUUCACAGAGCAGAUGAGACUCUCGCUAGGACGGAAAUACAGUCAAAACCAGCGGGGACGAGGACUGUGCCUACUGAUAAUGAGCUACUGAACUGUCUGCAGCACACAGGGAUUGUGAAAUUGUAUUUUUAUAAUUGUGCUACUAAAUGUAUCUGUGUUCCAGGAACCUUUUCACAAGAGAACUAUUUCUUUAGUUCAUAACCAGAUGUAGGAUGACUCGAAUUAUCUCUAAGAUUCAUUGCAAUGAUGAAGCUUGAAAUGUGGGGUUAGAUUGAGAUUCAACUCUCUUUUCCCCAGUCUGCAGUGUGUAGAGAGGAGAUGCUGGAAGAGAACACUAUUAUGGCUAGAAACGACAAUGUGAUGCAUAUUAGUCCAUUUGUGUUCGUAGUCUGUCUCUUGACAAACCUGUUUAUUUAUUGUUCGUUUUUAAAUGCAAAAUAGUUUUAUAAGUGAACCGCUGCGAGGUAGGCUAUAUGUUGUGUUCAGGUGAUGUAAAAAAUAUGCAUAUAUAAUAUCAGUGCCGAUGUCCAAUGUGAGAAGCUGUAUUUGAUUCAAACCUUUUCCAGACUAGAAUGUAAACGGAGUUAAGAAUCUCAUAAAGAACGUGUUCAGGGUUUAGUUUACUCUACCUAUUUAAAAACAUGCUUUGCAUAAUCAUUUUUAAGCACAAUCAUUAGCCAUUAUUAUUGCCAUCACAAAUAAUUGAUAUUUAUGCUAAUUUAAUUAUACUAAUGAGAAUGUUUGUUUUUUUUUGCAUUAUGGAAAUGAGA
Messenger RNA from Carassius carassius (crucian carp), 2488 nucleotides. It is a transcript of the gene nr1i2, whose product is annotated as nuclear receptor subfamily 1, group I, member 2. The transcript is spliced from 9 exons. Gene Ontology annotation, molecular function: nuclear receptor activity; RNA polymerase II cis-regulatory region sequence-specific DNA binding; zinc ion binding. Bases 424 to 1716 code for a protein of 430 amino acids. Lineage: Eukaryota; Metazoa; Chordata; Actinopteri; Cypriniformes; Cyprinidae. The record is from RefSeq and is a predicted model, not a curated record. Gene Ontology annotation, biological process: negative regulation of transcription by RNA polymerase II; positive regulation of transcription by RNA polymerase II; cell differentiation.